Molecule: messenger RNA, 1515 nt
Organism: Phacochoerus africanus (Common warthog)
Lineage: Eukaryota; Metazoa; Chordata; Mammalia; Artiodactyla; Suidae
Product: protein unc-13 homolog C-like
Exons: 14
Coding region: 1-1515 (504 amino acids)
Biological process (GO): synaptic transmission, glutamatergic; dense core granule priming; synaptic vesicle priming
Cellular component (GO): presynaptic active zone cytoplasmic component; terminal bouton; synaptic vesicle membrane
Molecular function (GO): syntaxin-1 binding; calmodulin binding; diacylglycerol binding
Source: RefSeq, a predicted model, not a curated record
AUGAGCAAGAAGGAUCUCUGCCUUGUCCAGGUCGGGGACAGCGCGUUAGCAAGUAGGAUGAGCACAGCUGUAUUUGAGAACAGAGAAUGCAGCGGGUCCUCAGAGCAAGAGGGAGCAGGAAAUGAGGUUGGAGAACUUGACAGGGACCAGCAGAAUAUAAGUGCCAUAAAAGCAGGCCCUUUCUAUUUUGACAACAGCAACUGCAAAAGUACCUUGCACACGGAUGAACAUGAAAAGCAGCGGUUAUGCAAGAGCACCGAUUAUAUGAAUUUGCAUUUCAAAGUGAAAUGGUUUUAUAAUGAAUAUGUGCGAGAACUUCCUGCCUUCAAGGAUGCCGUUCCUGAAUACUCCUUGUGGUUUGAACCUUUUGUCCUGCAGUGGCUAGAUGAGAAUGAAGAUGUGUCAAUGGAGUUCCUUCAUGGAGCCCUGGGAAGAGACAAAAAAGAUGGAUUCCAGCAGACAUCUGAUCAUGCACUCUUUUCUUGCUCUGUGGUUGAUGUCUUUGCUCAGCUUAAUCAGAGCUUUGAGAUUAUUAAGAAACUGGAAUGCCCCAAUCCUGAAGCAUUAUCUCACUUAAUGAGAAGAUUUGCAAAGACCAUCAAUAAAGUUCUGCUUCAGUAUGCUGCAAUUGUAUCAAGUGAUUUCAGUUCAUAUUGUGAUAAGGAAAAUGUGCCCUGUAUAUUGAUGAACAAUAUUCAGCAGUUGCGGGUUCAGCUGGAAAAAAUGUUUGAAUCCAUGGGAGGAAAAGAGCUAGACCCUGAAGCUAGUACUAUUCUAAAAGAACUUCAAGUUAAACUCAGUGGGGUUCUGGAUGAGCUCAGUGUCACUUAUGGUGAAAGUUUCCAGCUUAUCAUUGAAGAGUGCAUAAAACAAAUGAGUUUUGAACUAAAUCAAAUGAGAGCAAAUGGAAAUACAGCGUCAAAUAAGAACAGUGCAGCAAUGGAUGCAGAGCUUGUUUUAAGACCUCUCAUGGACUUUUUGGACAAAAUAUUAAGUCUCUCAGCAAAAAUCUGUGAGAAAACAGUCCUGAAGCGAGUAUUGAAAGAGCUGUGGAAACUAGUUCUUAACAAAAUAGAAAAACAAAUUGUUCUCCCUCCUCUGACAGAUCAAACAGGCCCCCAGAUGAUUUUCAUCGCAGCUAAAGAUCUGGGACAACUAUCCAAACUGAAGGAGCACAUGAUUCGGGAGGAUGCUAAGGGUCUGACACCGAGACAGUGUGCUAUAAUGGAAGUGGUCCUGGCUACCAUCAAGCAAUACUUUCAUGCAGGAGGAAAUGGCCUGAAAAAGAAUUUCUUGGAGAAGAGCCCAGAUCUUCAGUCUCUGAGAUACGCUCUCAGUCUUUAUACCCAAACUACUGAUGCCUUGAUAAAGAAAUUCAUAGACACGCAAACCUCACAAAGUAAUUACCUUCAACCAUGCUCUGUGGAAACUAUCUCCAUCUCCUCCCUACCUAUCAUCUCAUCCCCCAGUGGUCCCCAGCCCAGCAUGAUCAGGCCCAAAGAUCCUGAGGUGUGA